AUGUCGGCUCAGUCCGCAAUCCAUAACCAGAUGAUGUAUGAUGCCUUUCCACAGGGCAAUUAUGACCAUCACCCCCUCCUCCAACCCAACGGGGCGAGGCUACUCCCGGAUUCAGACUUACAAUUUGCACCUACGAGCGAAGGGUACGACAAUGUCAAACCCAUGCUCAUGAAUAUCCAAGAAGACGGUGUCGCUCAAAUGCGCCACUAUAGCCCACCCCAUUCGCGAGUUCCGUCUGCCAGCUCUGUCCUGUCAAACCCUCGCAAGCGCAAGGCUUCGAGUAUCGACGGCUUUGACACUGUUCCUGCCCAGCCAAAACGCAAAGCCUCCAGCGUUGAAGAGUUCGACUUGCUUCCUAUUCAUAAGAGACCCAUGGUUGCUCAGGUUCAUGUUCAAGACCCCAACGGCGACUAUUAUGAUCUCAGUGGCCAGACUUCUCCUUACUCCCAAUUCGUGCCGACCCCAACAGGUAGUACAGGAAUCCCUGCGUACACCACUCACGGCUCUUCUCCAAGAUCGGGUCAUCAUUAUUCGACCUCAAACACAUCCCAGGUGUCAUUGGCCGCACCGUCGCCGCACACUCCUGCGUUCAGCCCUUCGUUCACCACCGUGAAGAGUGAACAGAGCCCAGGAGUGCCCAUGACUCCCCUGGCCCGUCCAGGAUCCACAACCUCCCCCAUGAAGUCGUCUCUUCCUCAGCUGGUCCGCACAUCAACCAUCCAGCAGUCACCUCCCAGUGUGAUGAGUACCAUGGUUGCCGGACAGACCCAGACAUUUAACCCUUAUGCCAUGUAUCCCCUCAAGGCCAACCUCAAACUUAAGGGCGAUCUAGAGACCAUGAAGCAGAAUUGGACUGCAGAUGAGCGCGAAUGUCGCCGCCGCCUGGUCGAGUUCAAGCGCAACCAGAUUAACUGUACAAUCAAUGCUGAGUUUGCCCCCGUAUCUCCCCAGGACCGUGCCUCUGGCAGUAUCUGCAUUAGCUGUAUCUGGUGGAAGGAGAAGAACGAAUUCUUCGUUACUUCAGUUGACACCAUCUAUCUCCUCGAAGCGUUGGUCGGCGUCCGCUUCACUGUCGAAGAAAAGAACCGCAUUCGUCGCAAUCUCGAGGGAUUCCGCCCCAUGACGGUGUCCAAGGCUAAAACAGACAGUGAAGAGUUUUUCAAGGUUAUCAUGGGAUUUCCUCACCCCAAGCCUCGCAACAUUGAGAAGGACGUCAAGGUAUUCCCAUGGAAGAUUCUGUCCACGGCACUCAAGAAGAUCAUUUCCAAAUACUCUGCCAGCUACUCCUCAACAGCUGCAGCGAUCUUGACUCCCCCUUCUGGCAACUAUAUCCAUCCCGAAGGUGGCAUCGAAUACUACGAUGCUUCUCCGCGAACCGAAUGUAUCCCCUCGAGCGGCCCCCAAUAUUAUCUUCCACAAGAUAUGAGAUAUGUAUCCGGACCACCACCGCUGCGAAUGCCUGGGCAUAUGGCUCCUGCUCCAGGUCCGCAUGAACUGCAACUUCAGAUGCCAGAGUAUGUCCCAGCAUAUACCAUCAAUGGCCAGUAUCCUCACCAGACCUUGAGUCAACUCCCACAAAGCAGUAUGGCCAUGACGCCACACCCAAUGACGGCGCCAGUCACUCGCAUGCCAUCCUGGGGAGAGUUUGCUAAUUUCAACGACGAAAAUUCCAUGACGAUGGCGCCACUCAGUGCACCACCUACUGCUUAUCCCCGUGGACCCAUGGACAUGGGUGGAUACGUACCCCAAAUGCACUAUCAAUAUAACUAA
This is a messenger RNA of Exophiala aquamarina CBS 119918, 1770 nucleotides long. RefSeq lists its product as uncharacterized. The record is from RefSeq and is a predicted model, not a curated record. The transcript has a single exon. Lineage: Eukaryota; Fungi; Ascomycota; Eurotiomycetes; Chaetothyriales; Herpotrichiellaceae. Gene Ontology annotation, cellular component: nucleus. The coding region runs from base 1 to 1770 and encodes 589 amino acids.